GUAGGCUGUCAUUCUGCAAAAGCUGCCCAAGAACAGGCUUUCCUCUGAAAAGCAGUGCAGUUCUUUUUCAGAAAGACUGGAUCUAAAUGUUGUCUCUGGAGACAAGAAGCCUUCAGUAUGUUAAAUUACUUUCAUUAUGUAUUUUCAGAUGCUUAUUGAUUCCACAGUAGGAAGAGUGAGAGACUGCAGCAGCCUCUAAGCAGCACUACAUGUUCCAUACAUUAGCAGUACUGCUGAAACAAUGGCACAGUACAGACACAUAUUUUCAUUAAGGUCAUUCUGGAAGAGAUGUUUAUGAUCCUCCUUCCCCAGUCCUCUACAAACAAGUGAACAAAAUGAAUCAAUCAAAACUGGAAAUGCUUCAGCUACAUCAAGAAUUGAUCAAAUCUUUAGCGGAGGCCCACACCAGCUAAUUCAAUAUUUACAACUGGCAAUAUGAAGAAUUCAGCCGAUCGAGUAUCUCCCUAGCUGUAUAAACCAAAAACUGCAGGAUAUUCUUGCAAAAAAUGAUGCUAAGACACUGAGGAGUUAAAAACCAAAGAACAUUAUUGCUGGAAUAUAACAGAGUAAUCAUCCCAAGAAGAUAAUAUAUAAUAAUCACAAAAAGAAAAAACAAUGAAACUAUAAAAGCCUGAAAACAAAAUGGUGAGCAUUUUUAAAGGGGGAGUUAAUAUUUAACAAACCAGAAUUGUGGAGCUACUAAUUGUUGAAGAAACAGGGAAAUAUGAAUUGCCAAGAGGAGAAUGGCACACAUUACCAGCAAGCUAAACGAAGCUUUAGCAAGUCUUUUCUGCAUUAACUAUUCAGAUAUUUCUAUCAAUUGAUAUGACAAGAAUUUUUCCAUUUGAGUUUUAUGACCAAUUAUGUAUCUUCUUUUAAUGAAAACAAAACAAAUUAGAAAGGAAUGAAUGGUUUUGAUCAAAAGAACAUGGACUGGAUAUAUAACAUAAAGCAAGUUAUAUUAUCAAGAAGUCAGUUUAAAAUCAUGAGGACUGCUAUAAAAACAGAUUUUUAUUUGUAACAAAAGAAUGUCUAAAUAUAUUUUAGAAGCUAGAAACCUGUGUUUCCUUUUUUUGUUUUCACAUGUACUGGAAAUAAAAUGGCACUGUCAUAUAUUCCAUCAAAGGGAUACAUAAUCCUUAUCACUUGAGGAAGUUUCUCUUGGCCGUGACUUUUUUAAGGCAAAACAAACACAAAUAUUUUAUACUGGUCUUUAGAAAUCCAUCAGCCAACUAAAUCUCAUAAUUCAUGCAGUUGAAGUAUUGGAGAGAAAAUGAAAGAAUUCCUACAAGACAUGAAAUAAAAUACAGCUACUUCACUGCUGUCAGGUAAACAUUUAUGUCAAAUCUGUCCAUGAAAACAUGUAUCUAUUUGUGAAAAACUGCUCCAGUGAGCGAAAAGGCCCCUAAGGCAACAACAAACAGGAGAAAAAAACGAAUGCUCCAAAAGAAUGUGUUUUUCUCCCAUUCUGGAAAUCAACAUGCAGUCUGAAUCUAACAUCACAGUACGAGAUGACAUUGAUGACAUCGACACCAACAUGUACCAACCACUAUCAUAUUCAUUAAGCUUUCAAGUAUCUCUCACUGGAUUUCUUAUGUUAGAAAUUGUAUUGGGACUUGGCAGCAACCUCACCGUAUUGGUACUUUACUGCAUGAAAUCCAACUUAAUCAACUCUGUCAGUAACAUUAUUACAAUGAAUCUUCAUGUACUGGAUGUGAUCAUCUGUGUGGGAUGUAUUCCUCUAACUAUAGUUAUCCUUCUGCUUUCACUGGAGAGUAACACUGCUCUUAUCUGCUGUUUCCAUGAGGCUUGUGUGUCUUUUGCAAGUGUUUCAACAGCAAUCAACGUUUUCGCUAUCACUUUAGACAGAUAUGACAUUUCUGUAAAACCUGCAAACCGAAUUCUGACAAUGGGCAGAGCUGUAAUGCUAAUGACAUCCAUUUGGAUUUUUUCAUUUUUCUCUUUCUUGAUUCCCUUUAUUGAGGUCAAUUUUUUCAGCCUUCAAAGUGGAAAUACGUGGGAAAACAAGACACUUUUGUGUGUCAGCACUGAUGAAUACUACACAGAACUGGGAAUGUAUUAUCACCUGCUAGUACAGAUUCCGAUAUUCUUUUUCACUGUCAUAGUGAUGUUAAUCACAUACACCAAAAUACUGCAGGCUCUUAAUAUUCGGAUAGGCACAAGAUUUUCAACGGGGCCAAAGAAGAAAACAAGGAAGAAAAAGACAAUUUCUCUAACCACACAGCAUGACACCACGGACAUGUCCCAAAGCAGUGGUGGGAGAAAUGUUGUCUUUGGUGUAAGAACUUCAGUCUCUGUAAUAAUUGCUCUCCGGCGAGCUGUGAAACGACACCGAGAACGACGAGAAAGGCAAAAAAGAGUCUUCAGAAUGUCUUUGCUGAUUAUUUCUACAUUUCUUCUCUGCUGGACACCCAUUUCUGUUUUAAAUACCACCAUUUUGUGUUUAGGACCAAGUGACCUUUUAGUAAAAUUAAGAUUGUGUUUUCUAGUCAUGGCUUAUGGGACAACUAUAUUUCACCCUCUGUUAUAUGCAUUCACAAGACAAAAAUUUCAAAAGGUCUUAAAAAGCAAAAUGAAAAAGCGAGUUGUUUCCAUAGUGGAAGCUGAUCCCAUGCCUAAUAAUGCUGUAAUACACAACUCAUGGAUAGAACCUAAAAGAAACAAAAAAAUUACCUUUGAAGACAGUGAAAUAAGAGAAAAAUGUUUAGUACCUCAGGUUGUCACAGACUAGAAAUUUCACCAAAUUCAUAUCCAGAAGUUUUAAAAUUGUAAAAUAUAAAAUUUACUGCCAAAUACUGAAAAUGAACAUUUCAAGUACUGGUUAUGUUGUAAAUUUUCACUGUAAAUGUUGAUUAGAUUAGUUCAUAUAUAUUUAACUUCUUCAUAACCUAAUGUAUUUGUUGCAUGGCAGUUUGUUAAAGUAAUACCAUGUGUAUAUUUUGUCAGAAUUAUGUCCAUUCUAAGAUAUUCAUGUAAGUCAUAUUUUCUAAAAAAUAAAUACAUAGCCUUAAAACAGUGUAUAACUUUAAAAUGUAA
This is a messenger RNA of Suncus etruscus (white-toothed pygmy shrew), 3057 nucleotides long. RefSeq names its product G protein-coupled receptor 22 (gene GPR22). The record is from RefSeq and is a predicted model, not a curated record. Bases 1451 to 2752 code for a protein of 433 amino acids. The transcript is spliced from 3 exons. Gene Ontology annotation, molecular function: peptide binding; G protein-coupled receptor activity. Gene Ontology annotation, biological process: G protein-coupled receptor signaling pathway. NCBI's taxonomy places the organism in Eukaryota, Metazoa, Chordata, Mammalia, Eulipotyphla, Soricidae. Gene Ontology annotation, cellular component: membrane.